Molecule: messenger RNA, 933 nt
Organism: Hyla sarda
Lineage: Eukaryota; Metazoa; Chordata; Amphibia; Anura; Hylidae
Product: olfactory receptor 11H6-like
Exons: 1
Coding region: 1-933 (310 amino acids)
Biological process (GO): G protein-coupled receptor signaling pathway
Cellular component (GO): membrane
Molecular function (GO): G protein-coupled receptor activity; olfactory receptor activity
Source: RefSeq, a predicted model, not a curated record
AUGGCACACAGAAAUGAAACGAUUCUUAAAGAAUUUAUUUUACAAGGGUUUUCAGUCCCCAAUAAAGGAAGAUUCUGCCUUUUCCUUCUUGUCUUAACAAUUUAUGUGGUUACAAUAACAAACAACAUCUUUAUUAUUGUCAUUGUCAAAAAUGAGCGACGUCUUCACAAGCCCAUGUACUUCUUCAUCUGUGGUCUCUCCUUUUUAGAGAUCUGGUAUCCAUCGGUCACGGUUCCAAGACUAUUAUGGACCCUGCUGACCAAAGUAGCAUCUAUUUCUAUUGUUGGUUGCCUGAUCCAGUAUUAUUUUCAUUUUGCAUUUGGAACGAUAGAAAAUUUUUACUUAGCGAUCAUGGCCUAUGACCGAUAUGUGGCUGUCUGCCACCCCCUGAGAUAUCUACUUAUUUUGAGGCCUCAAGUUUGCCUAACAUUACUAUUGGUCUCCUGGAUAUCUGGUUGUAUCAUUACUGCUAGCUCGGUUCUACAGAUCUCUAGUCUUUCAUUUUGUGCUCAUGGAUUCAUUGAUAGCUAUUACUGUGACUUUGCUCCAUUGAUCAGAUUGUCCUGUUCAGAGACGAGCAGCAUUGAGAAACAAUUUUUUGCUUUGGCUAGCCUUGUAAUGUUUGGCUGUUUUUUUACAAUCAUGGUGUCAUAUGCCUGUAUUAUCAGAACCACCAUGGCUUUCCCAACUUCUUCCGGAAGGCGUAAAACUUUUUCUACUUGUGCAUCUCAUCUUAUUGUAGUUCUUCUCUUUUAUGGCACCACUAUGUUCAUGUUUGUCCGGACCACGGCAGGAGACUUCAUAUACGUGAAUAAGAUCAUUUCUGUGGUUCCAUCUAUAGUGACUCCACUUCUAAAUCCUCUUAUCUACACCCUACGGAAUAAAGAAGUAAAGGACGCCACAAAGAAACUAAUUCAAGUAAUAAAGAGGUAG